Sinocyclocheilus anshuiensis is the source of this 3973-nucleotide messenger RNA. Its product is annotated as metabotropic glutamate receptor 5-like. Gene Ontology annotation, cellular component: membrane. Gene Ontology annotation, molecular function: G protein-coupled receptor activity. Bases 392 to 3895 code for a protein of 1167 amino acids. Gene Ontology annotation, biological process: G protein-coupled receptor signaling pathway. The transcript has 10 exons. The record is from RefSeq and is a predicted model, not a curated record. Lineage: Eukaryota; Metazoa; Chordata; Actinopteri; Cypriniformes; Cyprinidae.
ACGACACUACAGCUGUGGCUCUCCGGUGCCCCGCCGUUUACCGGGCUACCGACCCCAAAUCUCCGACGAUACACCUGUGGGAAGUAGGCUACGAGCCAUACGUGACCUUAGUGGAUUGUGUCGCGGGGCAGGUUAUGAGGCCCCUCAUCUCAUGCCGUACCCAGCUCCAGGUUGCCACGGCAACGACCCAGCAUCCUUCUCAGGGUCGUCAUAGAAGCUUUCGGACAAAUGACAGCACAGUUCAAAGCCGCAUGAUUCCAGAUUCCCCUUUUUGUGCAGUCAGAAAUAGCAAGUUCAGAGAAGGAGCGAAGCAACUGGACUGAACUUCUUCACUGUGAUCGCGUCUUUGGCCCGAACAGGAGCAAAGACACGCCCUCUAAUUUACUCCGAUAUGGUCAGCCUGUAUCUCUUCACAGUGUUGCUAUGGCGACUGGCGUCCCUGGCGACGGUGGCCCAGUCCAACGAGCGGCGCGUCGUGGCCCACAUUCCCGGUGACAUCAUCAUCGGCGCCCUCUUUUCCGUCCACCACCAGCCGCCGGCCGACAAAGUGCACGAGCGCAAAUGCGGGGCAGUUCGAGAGCAGUACGGCAUCCAGCGCGUGGAGGCCAUGAUGCACACGCUGGACCGAAUCAACGCCGACCCCAAAAUCCUCUCCAACAUCACGCUGGGCUGCGAGAUCCGAGACUCCUGCUGGCAUUCCUCCGUCGCUCUGGAGCAAAGCAUCGAGUUCAUACGGGACUCGCUGGUCGCCGCCGACGAAAGCGAGGAGGCUGGGGGCGGGACCAGGUGCGCGGAUCCGGGAGCCACGGCCAUGAAGGGCAAGAAGCCAAUCGUAGGGCUGAUCGGUCCGGGUUCGAGUUCCGUGGCCAUUCAAGUGCAGAAUUUACUGCAGCUGUUUAAUAUCCCGCAGAUCGCAUACUCCGCCACCAGUAUGGACCUCAGCGACAAAUCACUCUUCAAAUACUUCAUGAGGGUCGUGCCGUCGGAUGCCCAGCAGGCCAGAGCCAUGGUGGACAUAGUGAAGAGAUACAACUGGACCUACGUAUCUGCAAUCCACACUGAGGGGAACUAUGGUGAGAGUGGGAUGGAGGCGUUUAAAGAGAUGGCGGGAAAGGAAGGGAUUUGUAUCGCUCACUCUGAUAAAAUCUGGAGUAACGCCGGCGAGCAGAACUUCGACCGUCUGCUGGCCAAACUGCGCAAGUAUCUGGCCGGCGAGCAGAACUUCGACCGUCUGCUGGCCAAACUGCGCAAGUAUCUGCCCAAAGCUCGCGUGGUGGCGUGUUUCUGCGAGGGCAUGACCGUACGAAACAUCCUGAUGGCCAUGAGACGACAAAACCUCGUCGGAGAGUUCCUGUUGGUCGGCAGUGAUGGCUGGGCGGACCGUUACGACGUCACUGACGGGUACGUGCGCGAGGCUGCCGGCGGCAUCACCAUAAAGCUGCAGUCCCCAGACGUGAAGUGGUUUGACGAUUAUUACCUGAAACUACGUCCCGAAAACAACCUGAGAAACCCCUGGUUCCCCGAGUUCUGGCAGCACCGCUUCCACUGCCGGCUGAAGGGACACCCGCAGGAGAACAACAAAUACAACCGCACCUGCGGGAAGCGGGAUUCUCUGCGGCAGCAGUACGCGCAGGACACCAAAAUGGGCUUCGUGAUUAAUGCCAUCUACAGCAUGGCCUACGGCCUCCACAACAUGCAGAAAGCUCUGUGUCCCGGUAUGGUAGGACUGUGUGAUGCCAUGCGGCCCAUCGACGGUGCAAAGCUCCUCGAGUUCCUCAUGAAGACCAACUUCUCUGGAGUGUCCGGGGAAAACAUUUAUUUUGACGAGAACGGCGAUUCUCCUGGGAGUUACGUGAUCAUGAACUUUAAGAAGAUGGGGAAAGAUUAUUUCGACUACACGAACGUGGGCAGCUGGGACAACAGCGGACUGCAGAUCGAUGACGACGAGAUCUGGCCCAACAAAGAUGACAUUAUUAAAUCAGUGUGCAGUGAACCCUGCGAUAAAGGUCAAAUCAAGGUGAUCCGUAAAGGAGAGGUCAGCUGCUGUUGGACAUGCACUCCCUGUAAGGAGAACGAGUUUGUUUUUGACGAGUACACGUGCCGCGCAUGUGAGCUUGGAUCAUGGCCCACCAACGACCUCACCGGAUGUGACCCCAUCCCAGUGGAGUAUUUGAGGUGGGGUGACCCUGAGCCCAUCGCAGCCGUGGUCUUCUCCUGCUUGGGCCUGAUGGCCACGUUCUUCGUCACCUCCAUCUUCAUCAUCUACCGCGACACUCCGGUGGUGAAGUCAUCCAGUCGCGAGCUGUGCUACAUCAUUUUGGCGGGCAUCUGUCUGGGCUACCUGUGCACCUUCUGUCUUAUCGCCAAACCUCGUGUCAUCUACUGCUACCUGCAGCGGCUGGGCAUUGGCUUAUCGCCCGCCAUGAGCUACUCGGCCCUCGUCACCAAGACCAAUCGCAUCGCUCGAAUCCUGGCCGGCAGCAAAAAGAAGAUCUGCACCAAGAAGCCUCGUUUCAUGAGCGCCUGCGCCCAGCUGGUGAUCGCCUUCCUACUGAUCCUCCUGCAGCUGGGCAUCAUCGUGGCACUCUUCAUGAUGGAGCCUCCUGACGUCAUCCACGACUAUCCCUCCAUCCGCGAGGUCAACCUCAUCUGCUACACCACCAACUUAGGUGUGGUGGCGCCGCUGGGCUACAAUGGCCUCCUCAUCAUGAGCUGCACCUUCUACGCCUUCAAGACGCGCAGCGUUCCCGCCAAUUUUAACGAAGCAAAGUACAUCGCCUUCACCAUGUACACCACCUGCAUCAUCUGGCUGGCCUUCGUGCCCAUUUACUUCGGCUCGAACUAUAAGACCAUCACCAUGUGCUUCUCCGUCAGCCUGAGUGCCACUGUGGCUCUGGGCUGCAUGUUCGUGCCGAAGGUUUACAUUAUCCUGGCUAAACCGGAGAGGAAUGUCCGCAGCGCGUUCACUACGUCGACGGUGGUGCGCAUGCAUGUGGGAGAUGGAAAAUCCUCAUCCGCGGCCAGCCGGUCGAGCAGUCUUGUCAAUCUAUGGAAGAGACGAGGAUCGUCGGGAGAGACACUCAGCUCUAAUGGGAAGUCGGUGACGUGGGCCCAGAAUGAGUGCAGUUCCAAAGGUGGCCACCUGUGGCAGCGUCUCUCCUUCCACAUUAAGAAGCGCGAAAGCAACCAGACGGCCGUGAUCAAACCUUUCUCCAAAACGUCUGAGGGUCGCUACUGCGGAAGCAGUGAUAUCAACACCGACAACAGUAACAACAAGAUGCUCUACGAGGUCACCGAAGUGGAGGAGCGCUACCCCAUCACCUACCGGCCCCAAACACCCUCACCGAUUAGCACCGUGACCCAGAGAGCGAGCAUCGCUUUAUCACAGAGCGCCGGCGCCACCAACUCCCAGGUCAUGAGCGUCUCCACGUACAUGUGUCAGCCUCCACACCGCGGCAACAGCGGUGGAAGUGAGUCGCAGGGCUCUUUGAUGGAGCAGAUUAGCUGCGUGGUGAACCGCUUCACCGCUAACAUCAGCGAGCUCAACAGCAUGAUGCUCUCCAGUUCUCCUCCAGGGAGCCCUGUGGGUUUGUCCACCAGCGCGUCCGUACACGCUCAAUCUGUGGAGCCCUGCUGCCCUCCGCCCUACCGCCUGUCCCGAGAGAUUUCCAUGCCGACCACCAUGACGACCUACGCUGAGAUCCAACCCCUCCCACCAGUGGAGUCUAAUGUGGGUCGCCCCACCCCUCCCUGCCCACUUUCUGUUUCAUCGCGACUCAAAACGUCACCCACGACAAGUGGGAAGGAGCUAAAGGGGGGUGUGUCCUCAGCUCUGGAGUCGCCAUACGAAUGCCUGGUGCUCCGACACUACAGCCAGAGUUCGUCUUCAUUAUGAGGACAACAGAUGGAAGAAUGAUGUAAUUCACACCGGCGGAGACGGACACUGCUUGAGUGUGUGUGUUUACAUGUUCUC